CAGAGGGUGUUCGUAGGGACCGAAAAAAAAAAAUAAAAAUAAAAAAGGCACGCUUAAAGGGCAACGGCUGGGAUGGGAAGAAGGACCUUGGCUCCUGGGGAUGUGUCCCAGCUCUGGGGGUCCAUGCUGCACCCCUCAGCCCUUCCCAGCGGGGCUGCCACCCAGGUGCCCCCAGGGCAGGUGGAGCUGGGCCGUGGCCAGGGCGAUGGGAUGGGAUCAGCGCCCUCCCGCUGUGGCAGCUCCCACGGGUGGGGAUGAACGGCGCUGCCCUUCCCCGCGCCCUGUCUGCGCAGGCUGUGCCCGUGCCCGCGUCCCCAGCCGGCACCGCGCAGUGGGCCGGAGGUGUGACACUUGCGCCUGUCACUCGGUGCAGCGAGGCCACCAGCCCUGCCACCGCCUGGGUCACCCUGCCCGGCGCUGAGACCAGGACAGGGGCUAUGGGGGCUGCCCCCUCUGCGGUGGGGACCCCAGGGAUGGCCGGCCACGGGGACACGGUGCACAGCCUGCAGGAGCUGCGGCGCAGCGCGUCCCUGGCCACCAAGGUCUUUGUGCAGCGGGACUACAGCGACGGGACCACGUGCCAGUUCCAGACAAAGUUCCCCCCCGAGCUGGAGAGCCGGAUCGAGCGCCAGCUCUUCGAGGAGACCGUGAAAACUCUUAACAGCUUCUACGCUGAAGCGGAGAAGAUCGGGGGCAGCUCGUACCUGGAGGGGUGCCUGGCCUGCGCCACCGCCUAUUUCAUCUUCCUCUGCAUGGAGACGCACUACGAGAAGGUCCUGAAGAAGAUCUCCAAGUACAUCCAGGAGCAGAACGAGAAGAUCUACGCGCCACGGGGGCUGCUGCUCACCGACCCGCUGGAGCGUGGCAUGAGGGUCAUCGAGAUCUCCAUCUACGAGGACCGGUGCAGCAGCGGCAGCUCCAGCAGCGGCAGCUCCAGCAGCAGCAGCGGUGGCGGGGGGGGCGGCGCGGGGGGCCGGUGACUGGCAGAGAGUCCCUGCAGGGACUCGUACUGCCGGGACAGCGGCCUCUCCGAAAUCCGCAGGCUGCACUACCAGAGCACCCGCUUCUAAGCCCAGAGCGGGCGGGCGGGCAGGGGGGGCCCAGGGGCUGCCCGCCCCCCCUCUGCGACGUGCCCCCCACAGCGGCUUUGCCCCUGCUCAGAUCCGCUGCGGGCAGGGGCUGCUGCUGGGGCGUCCCAGGUGCUUCCCACUGAGCCAAACGAGUGCCAAAGGGCUCCCGCAGCCCCCACCCCGGGGUGCUCUGCGCCGCCGCCCCUGCCCCGAGCAGCCCCAGCGGGCAGCACCCCAGUGCCCCUGGCAGUGCUAAGGAUGGGGGGGCUUAGCCCCGUGCCCCCGGGGCGCCCUGCUCUUGGUGCCACGGGCCCGUUGUCCCAGUGCCACUUUGUCUGCGUGUCGGUGCCGUGCGCGCACCCCACACGCUGCUCCUGGGGGCCCCGACUGCUCCGGCAGCACCCCGCUCCCUGCCCGACCCCGUGCUGUCCCCAGCGAGCUCCCUGCUCCCACUGCUGAGCCCUCCUCUGCCCCACACAUCCUGCAUGCGUCCGUCACCUCCCUGCAUCAGGGGUGCCCUGCUCCCUGCACCCCGCAGGCACCAGCUCUGCAGAGCCCCCCGCACCCCAAUUUUCAGCCUGUGGUGGGGACCCCUGGCUGCAAGACAGGGCCAGGUGGGGGGUUGUCAGAAUGGGGGGGCAGGAGAUGAGCAUCCCCACUACGCCCAGCACCCCAAGGAGAGUGGGUGCAGGGUGGAAGCGAGCUGGCGUGGCUCUCCCGGGGCUGCAGGGGGAGGGCUCUGCCCCCCAGGACCCCCCUCAGCUCGGUCAUUGUGUGCGUGGGGACCCCAGGCCCGUUGUUCCCGCUGGGGCACCCUGCAUGGAGCCCUUCAAUAAACCUCACGCUUCAUCCCCGCCACCUGCCCUGCCUCCUCCUGCGCCUCAACAAUGCCGGGGGCUGUGCUGGGGCCGGACUCCCCCUGGCACAAGGGGGGGCACCGAGCAGGCUGUGGGGGCAGCCCCGCAAGGAGGGUGAGCAUGGGGGAAAAUGAAAGGGAGGGAUGGGGCAUCACAGCCCCAGCAGGACACGUCCCCACAGGAAAGGGCUCGGUUGGCAGCGGGCAGAGCCUGCAUGGGGACCGUGCUCAGCAGGGCUGGGGGGGAACAGAGGCAGGUUAGGGGGGGCCGGCGGCGUCCACCCCCAGCCAGGGAGACGCCACAGCAGCAUCAAGAGCAUCACGCACACGCCCCGUGGGUGGUGGUGCAGAGCUAGAUGUGGUCCUGCAAGCCCUGGGGAGCAGCACCCAGGGGCAAGGUGGGGGAGAAGCAAGGGGAGGCGGCACAGUCCCCAGGAGCAGGGACCCUCCAGGCAUCUCCUGCCAGCCUCCCCCCAGGGUCAGGGGGUGCUGGGGGUGCUCCCAGGCUGCGCAGCCCAGUUACUAGACAGUGUAUAGUUUAU
Messenger RNA from Cygnus olor (mute swan), 2468 nucleotides. RefSeq names its product golgin A7 family member B (gene GOLGA7B). Gene Ontology annotation, biological process: peptidyl-L-cysteine S-palmitoylation; protein targeting to membrane. Bases 255 to 980 code for a protein of 241 amino acids. NCBI's taxonomy places the organism in Eukaryota, Metazoa, Chordata, Aves, Anseriformes, Anatidae. The transcript has 5 exons. The record is from RefSeq and is a predicted model, not a curated record. Gene Ontology annotation, cellular component: palmitoyltransferase complex.